AACAAGAUUAAUCAAGUGUCAAAGAUGUGCCAAUUCGCCAAAGUGUACGAGUUCCAUUUUGACUAAUUGGAAUCUACUUUGUUUUGUGUUUUUUUUAUUUACCUUCUCCAACUACCGAUAAUUUUAACUAGUGUUCAUUGUUUAAACUACACACUAUUCUUAUUGUAAAAGGGGUUCGGACCUCAAGAGGUCUGUUUGCCAAACAAAGAAAAUAAAUAAAAAUGUCUUGUCAAGUGGAACAAAUAGCUGAUUGUGGCGAUUUAUCCAGUUUAGGAAGAGCUUUAUUUAUAUCAGAAAAAGAAGUUUCAGAUGAAAAUUGGCUUCCCCAGUGUACCAUAUCUUUGUCUUCAUGCAGCAGUUUAUUGGCAGUGGGGUAUAAAAGCCGUCUGUGUUUAUUAACCAAUCAGUGGAUUAGUCUUACGAGUAGUCGCACAUUCAUCAUCUCAUGGAGUGGAACAUUACCUUCAGACAUAACAGCUGUUCUAGCAUUAGCCAUAUGUCCAUCACAGCAAUCCUCUCAGAAUGGACCUGAUUGGUUUUGUAUAAUAGUUGGUUUUAAAAAUGGCAGUGUUGGUUUUUAUACUGAUACAGGACAUUUGCUUUUGCUAGAAAAAUUAGAUGACUGUCCAGUUAUGAAGAUAUCUUGCCAUACUGGAACUUAUGGAACCUUGCCUGAUGAUAUACACAUCCUAUUUUCAACUUGCGAGUGUAUUAUCACAGGUUCAAGCCUGUAUCAAACACUCAGGAAUGCUAAGGCACAACUAGCUAGAGUGAGAGCUGGUAUACAAGGAGACUAUUCAGUCGACAGUCGUAGCAUCAAUAUAAGAAAAUGGACCUUCUCUGAACAAGAAGUUAUAAAUGACGCUUCUGUAGUGGGACUAGACCUCAAGAACACUUAUGAUCAUUUGUUAGCUGCAUCCACUUAUGGGGGAUAUGAUGUUUGGUAUCGUUCAGUCCCACCAGUCAAUACUUUAAUACUCGGAGCGGGUGUUAAGCCAUAUGUUGGUUUUCACUAUGCUCUUGAAGGUGGAACAGCACCACCACUCCAAGACGUAGCAAGGGCUGUUGCGAAUAAGAUCAAGUCGGCUCUUCCAGGCUGGCUCGGCGGAGGCUCAACAGAAAAUACUACAGUUGGAAAUGAACCACUGAUUCGCUCCGAGGGUCUGUCAAUGCGCAAUGGCUUGUUUGAUGGACAACGCAACGGCAACUCCGUAGCUGUAUCACCUGAUCGCCGACUUGCUGCCAUUGUGGACAGUUUAGGCCGUGUCGCAGUUCUAGACGUGACUCGUGGACAUCUAAUUAGACUCUUCAAAGGUUGCAGAGAUGCACAGUGUGCAUUUGUUCAGAUAUUUGAAAUGGAAGACAAGAAACCGAAAUUGUCUAUUGUAAAAGAUCUAAAGCGAGCAAUAUUCUUAAUUAUAUAUAAUCCCAAAAAAGGCCUCAUUGAUAUAAGAAUAAUGCAAAAAGGAAACAGGGUGGCGGCUUUUACUGCGACCAAAAACGGCCUUCUUCUAUACAAUACGUGCGGUCUAGUCGGUGCAGUGAAAAAUUAUACGUACAAAAAAAUUAAUUUGCCUGAGUUUCAAUGCGUAUUAAUGGACCCAGAUGGUACAUUAAAGAAAUUUAAUAUUCCAUUCUUUUAUGCUCUGGAAGGAGAAUACUCUCAAAGAUCUAAAGACCUGCACGUUUUGCGAGAUUUACGCGUUUACCUUAGAAAAUCACCCAUGGACUCUGAAGAUUUUGUCGAAGAAUUAAUAAAAAAAGUCACUGAAUUAAAAACACUGGAUUUGAAAAAGCAUUGUUUAGAUAUGUUAGUAAGGAAAUAUGAAAUAUCUCCGAAAAUUGUUAUGACUUGUCUAAGUCUCCUCUGGGUUAGCAUUGAAAACGAAGAAUUGACGGAUCAAUUAAUUGAAAUUAAAAACUACUUUGCAAAUCUUGCCCUAGCAACUUUAUUCUUUAGACAUAUGAAUGGAGAAAACGUUGAUGACAUGCGAGAUUUGGUAACUAAAGUACACAGCUACAAAAAUCUAUACACAGAAGUCUCAGAAGAGACUGAAGCUGAAAAAGCUGAAAUAGAUGAAAAUACUGAAACUCCAUGCUUUGAACUUUUGGAGGACGACAAUUGCAUCUUAGAGCGAUUAUUGUCCCUAGCAAAAGAAAUCAAUUACAAAGAACAACAUGCUAGAGUAACUUUUGCCGUUAAUAACACAAGCGCGUACAAAGAAUUUCUUUCAUGUUUCAAUUUAGAUUCUAAAGAUGAAUGCAUACGCUUAAAGUCUGAAACUACAACAGACCAAAUGAAUACUCUAGCCAGUAGCACAUUUAAAUCUAUAUUCAAACUAAAUGAUGUCACACUAUUAAGUAAUUUCGUAAGAGAGUGUAAUAUGGACCCUAAAGAAAUAGUAAAACUAUUAAUUAUGCAGGUAAUGAACAUGCCAUUACAAGAUAUUAAUUUGGAGCUCAUUGAGAAACUGAUACAAGUUUUAUAUUUCUUGUGCAAUAUUAUAGAAGAUGCAACACAAAUAGCUUAUAAUGAGACAUCACCAUGGUGGCAGGAUGUUCGCGAUGUAUUAGUGGAUAUGCCGUGUCCCUUGAGGAGCAUGAUAGUGGCAAUGGCUUGUAAAGCAGUCAGUAGAAUAUUUGAAAUAAAAUGUCAAGAAAUAGAUGACACUCUGUGGGAAUCCGUUACUAAAGAAAAUGCCAAAUGGGGUAUGCUAAUCGGCAAGUUGGAAGAUAUUUCCAUACUUAGCAUUAUACUCAUGUUCAAAGAUUCAUUUGGUGAAAAUGCUUUACCGAAACUCCAAAUGACUGAUUUUAACAUAAAUCUAAAAUAUAUUUACACAAGAGGAAAUGGAUCUGUGACAGAAUUAAUAGCGAAGUGGUUAUGUAGUAUGGGCGUUAUUCCGGAAGCUAUCAUAACUAACGAGUUAUUUGAUAAAUAUGCUGGUGUUGAUUUAGAAACACACUUUGAUAACAGCGAGGACGACCAUGACUACAUUUAUAUGAUGAACAAUCGUUCAUAUGUUGACGAUAAUCCUGAAAUAUUUAAAUGGCUUUCUCUAUUGAGACUACAGUUUCCGUUAAGUACGUCUUCAAACUACAUAAUUGCUAAUAUGUGUUGGGAAUAUUCAAUAGCUUGGCAAAAGUCUAUGCAAAGUUGUGAACUUCUCAGCACAGUCAAUCAUUGUCUAAAGAGCAUAUCAGAUUUACAUAUACGACUAGGUUUAUAUUCCAUAAUAUGGUUUACAUACAUCAAGCAUGUGUUUGAAGCAAGUUGUCGGCUAGUUAACAAAGUGGGCCGGCUACCAAAAGAUCCAUUGUGUCUUCAAGAUGUGGGAUUUGACAGUACAGUUAUGAUUAAAUUUCUUGAAAUUGUUACAACGUACUUGGGCGAAUUCUUAGAAUGUUCGCAAAUGUCAAUUAGUCACGAUAAAGCAAACAUUCAAUAUGAACAAAUUUGGGACGAAAGUACGCCUUCUUUAGUGGAGGUGGCUCAGGAUAAUAAGAGAGUUAAUAAUGAUAUAUUAAAUUUGAACUAUCAACUAUCGUGCACAGUGUACUACAUGUGUCAUUUUAAUGUAAAAGUAUCGAAACCACUAGACAGCUUGUACGAUAUUGAUUACCAGUACAUAUUUGAUUCAUUAAUCGAUAGUAAACACACUAGAGAAAUAAACAUGAGACCAUCGGAAAAAUUAAGAAAUCCAAGAUUCAAAUUUAUAACAAAACUUAUUAGAUGUGCUGUAGAUACAAUAACUACUACUGAUGAAUUUGGAUCACCCGAGUAUAAUUGUGGGGAAUGUGUUCCUUGGAUUGAGAAAAUAACUAUUCUAGCAGAGUUAUGGAGCAUCGACAUUGAUUUUGUACGACGUCAGCAGGUGAUAGCUUUGUACCACCUUGGAUACGAUUCAUUGGCUGACAGAAUAAUAACUUUGAUUAAGGAACCAGAAGUACUGGUCCCACCCAUUCUAGCAAUAACGACACAAAGAUUCAAGAGAAGUUUGGAACAAUCAAGCAAUCAACCAGAAUGGAUAGUAACAAUGCCACCACAUCUUUACAAACGUCUCCAGAAUGUAGCAUUGGAUACUUCAAUACCAGCUCAUCCAUCUUUGACUACAACAAAAAUGGUGCUAAACAGUUUGCUUUACCAAGUAGAUCAAAAAGAAAACUGCUCAGCAAGUCCUCAAGACCUUAAAGCUUUAGAACUCUUUAUGGACAACUGUGACGUGUUGAUAUCAUAUAAACUACACUAAUGAAUAUAUAAUUUUAACUACACUAAUGAAUUAACCCUAAUAUUUUAUUGUAUGGGUCAUCAUGUUUAAUUCUUCAAAGUAGCAUGAGAAAUUCAAUUAUUAAAUAAUAAAUAAAAUUUAAAAAUAAAUUAAUCAGCAAUGCUUUACUCUCUCCAUUUGUUUAUUGUUCUAUGAGCUCAUUUUACAUAUAAAAAUCAAAUUAUAUUCUCAUAGCUACUUAAUAGAUUUGUUUAUUAAAAAAAUAGCUAUGUUAAAGGUAAAGUAAGUACUACAAUAUAUAUUAUAAUUGCAAUAUAAUAAAAUUUCGUAACUACUGAAACUUUCACACGUUUUUAUUUUUCCUUAUACUUGGUACAGCUCUAUGACCACAUGUUAGAAAUUGAAAUGAUAAAAUUAUGGUAUUGAUUUUAAAAAUCUAUUUAUCAUUAAUUAUUUACCUUCAGUAAUUCAUUUAAAUUCAGAUAUUUUAUAUUUAUAGAAUGUAUUUUAAAAAAUCUUACUACCCUACCGGAAAAUAUGAAGAGGUCUAAAGCUUACUUUGUGUGUUGUAGUGAAGAAAUUGUUGAUAUUGGUUAACCUUUUGAACGCCACGGACGUUUAUAGACGUCGAACGAAAUCGUGCCAAACACGCCACCGACGUCUAUAGACGUCAAGAAAACGACAUUUUUUAAAUACAAAAUAAAUAUACUAAAUUAAG
Spodoptera frugiperda (fall armyworm) is the source of this 4947-nucleotide messenger RNA. RefSeq names its product rab3 GTPase-activating protein regulatory subunit (gene Rab3-GAP). Gene Ontology annotation, biological process: regulation of GTPase activity. Gene Ontology annotation, molecular function: protein binding. Bases 222 to 4250 code for a protein of 1342 amino acids. The transcript is spliced from 9 exons. The record is from RefSeq and is a predicted model, not a curated record. Lineage: Eukaryota; Metazoa; Arthropoda; Insecta; Lepidoptera; Noctuidae.